Messenger RNA from Glossina fuscipes, 4599 nucleotides. RefSeq names its product guanylate cyclase soluble subunit beta-1 (gene Gycbeta100B). Gene Ontology annotation, biological process: response to oxygen levels; cGMP biosynthetic process. The record is from RefSeq and is a predicted model, not a curated record. The transcript is spliced from 17 exons. Gene Ontology annotation, molecular function: heme binding; guanylate cyclase activity. Gene Ontology annotation, cellular component: guanylate cyclase complex, soluble. NCBI's taxonomy places the organism in Eukaryota, Metazoa, Arthropoda, Insecta, Diptera, Glossinidae.
AAGGCAAAGGUUGUUUUUAAAUAAUUUCAUUUCAUAUAAGCAGUAAUAACAGAAUAUGAUAUGAUCGUAAAAUGUAUAAAGUCUAAUUUAGAUAAUCGAGUGCCAGCGCAACAAAUCAGUGCAAUAAAAGUUGAAAACAUCACUAAAAGCGUCUGUGUUAACUUUUAAAAAAUCGCUACUAAUUUUCAUAUCGUACAUUUCAACUUUAACUAUUACUGUUACAAAGCUAACUAAGCUAACUUCUCUAUCGGCAUCAAAAUGUACGGCUUCGUUAAUUAUGCUUUGGAGCUGUUGGUACUUAAGCAUUUUGGCGAAGAAAUAUGGGAGAAAAUCAAAAAGAAGGCCAUGGUCAGCAUGGACGGGCAAUUUCUCGUACGUCAAAUCUACGAUGAUGAAAUUACCUAUAAUCUUAUUGGAGCUGCAGUUGAAAUUCUAAAUAUACCAGCUGAUGAUAUUUUAGAAAUAUUUGGCAAGACAUUCUUUGAGUUUUGUCAAGAUUCCGGUUAUGAUAAAAUAUUGCAAGUUUUAGGCGCCACACCUAGAGAUUUUCUACAGAAUUUAGAUGCUUUACAUGACCAUUUGGGCACUUUAUAUCCGGGCAUGAGAGCACCAUCGUUUCGUUGCACAGAGAAAGAUGGUUCUUUACUAUUGCAUUAUUACUCUGAACGUCCAGGCCUAGAGCAUAUUGUAAUGGGCAUUGUUAAGGCUGUGGCUUCUAAACUGCAUGGUGUCGAGGUGGAAAUCGAUAUAAUUAAACGAAAAGGUGACCCAGUUGAGGAACAUGAAAAAGAUGACGUUUUCUCUCAGCAAUUACAACAGCAACAACAUGUAACUACCAAUACGUUUGCAAGCGAGGAAAAUAACAAUCAUAAUAGAAACUUAAAUAACAACAACGAACAAGACACAGUGGAAAAUUUUAGCAAUACGGAUGGAGUUAACAAAAACGAAGAGCAAUGUGUUUUUAUUAAACCAAAGUCGAGUUCAAUCUCUUCAACAACUGCCACAAAAGCCGACAGUUUCGAUGCCGACGAAGACAAGGAGCAGAAAUGCUUACGUUUAUUGAAAAAUAAAAGCGACGAUAUCGAGCGUUACGAUCAUGUACAAUUUCUAAUACGCGAAAUAACGUCUGAUGCCAAAGCCGAUAGCAAAGAGACGGCAACUAAGGACCAGGAAGCCAGCAAAGAGCCACCAGAUGAAAUCGAUUUUUUAUGUGAAGCUCCAUUAAUAUCGCCGGCAUCGUUUUGUAAAAUUUUUCCAUUUCAUUUAAUGUUUGAUCGUCAAAUGAAAAUUGUUCAGGCCGGCAAAUCUGUCUCAAGAGUUAUACCACGGGUGGCGGAUGAAAAUUGCUCGUUAUUGGAAGUGCUCGAAGCAAUACGUCCUCAUUUACAGUUGACAUUCGAAAAUGUAUUGGCGCAUAUCAAUACCAUUUAUGUGCUGCAAACACGUCAAGGUGCCAUGGGCAAGCAUGAACGUUAUCUCAGACUGAAGGGUCAAAUGAUGUACUUACCCGAAACGGAGCGUAUAUUGUUUCAGUGCUAUCCGAGCGUUAUGAAUUUAGAUGACUUGGCCAAGAAGGGCCUAUAUAUCUCCGAUGUUCCUUUGCAUGAUGCUACGCGCGAUUUAGUAUUGUUAUCGGAAAAAUUUGAAGCCGAAUAUAAGCUGACGAAAAAUCUUGAAAUGCUAACCGAUAAACUACAGCAAACAUUUCGUGACUUGGAAAGUGAAAAGCAAAAAACUGACAGGUAAUUAUUAAAUGCCACAACUUAACAUCCAAGAAUUGAUUUACGUAAUAAAAAACAAGUGGCUCAAAAAAGUUAUGAUUCUGUUACCCUUAUGUUCUCUGGCAUUGUGGGUUUCGGAAAAUAUUGCGCAGAGAAUACAGAUCCUGAAGGUGCAAUGAAAAUUGUAAAAAUGUUAAAUGAACUUUAUACCGUUUUUGAUGCUUUAACUGAUUCGAAACGUAAUCCAAAUAUUUAUAAGGUCGAAACAGUUGGUGAUAAAUAUAUGGCCGUAUCUGGAUUACCGGAUCAUUGUGAAGAUCAUGCAAAAUGUAUUGCCCGUCUAGCACUCGAUAUGAUGGAAAUGGCUAAAAAUGUUAAAAUGGGUCCAAAUCCAAUGCAAAUUACAAUUGGAAUACAUUCUGGUGAAGUUGUAACCGGUGUUAUUGGCAAUCGUGUGCCACGCUAUUGUUUAUUCGGUAACACUGUAAAUUUGACCAGCCGUACUGAGACAACUGGCAUACCCGGGCGGAUAAAUGUCAGUGAAGUUACGUACAAAUUACUCUGCCAAGAGAUCAACCAGGACGAUUCAUUUCAUCUUGAAUAUCGUGGACCAGUCGUUAUGAAAGGCAAACCAACACCAAUGGAUUGUUGGUUUCUUACACGCAACAUCAUGGAUAGUGGAAGUGUUGCAACAAUUGGCGGUGCAUGUACUACGGGUAUUGUUGAUACUAUUUUGACACCACAAACGCCUACAGUACCUACAAGUACACAACUAUUUCAACAGCAACAACAACAACAACAACAACAUCAAAUACAUCCUAUACCAGCUACACGUACAAAUGUGGCUCGAACUGAAAGAACGACGUCUACAUCUAGUAACACUUCAGUAUCCCCUUCGACAUCUGCAGGCAACGUAGUCAUAUCUGAGCAGGCAAAUGGCUCUACAACGGAAACAUAGAAAAUAUGCCAUAAUUCGUCCUGUUGCUGCUGAAAUCUACUAUAAGUUUCCAUUUCAACACAUCCAUACAUAUGUAUAUAUAUAUAUGUAUAUAUAUAUAUAUAUAUAUAUAUAGAAGAAUGUGGUUUCUAUUCAUUGAAAGCGUUGACUUUCAUCUUUUUUAAAUGCAGAAUAAAAUAAGAUAAGCAAUCCUUCUACAUAUAUGUACACAUAAUUUAAGUUAGAAAGAUAUAUUCGUCCAGGGACGAAUAUCGGAUACCCACCACUUUAGCUACUUAUAGGAAAAUCAAGUACAAGCUUGUUGGCAUGCCGAUCUACGCUGUACGGACAAAUAAAUUGCAAUAAAAACGAAUAAUCCUACGGCAGACCAUUGGAAGAAGGCGAAUUCACUCCCAAGACCCUAUAAGUCAAACAUCGAUCGAUUCUGUCAUAAGCGGAGUCAAGAGUUUGUGCACUACAAAAUAAACAGAAAUGGUCGGUAGACGUGGACGAACAAAAUUAUCGAUGAUUACUAAGAGUACUACGAAGAAAACUUGACAAAGGAUCAAGAACUCGGUAGCGGAAUGAGCGAAUAAUAUGGUGAAAGAGCAAAGAAACAAAGCUCCUAUCGAAUGUAUUAUUAGUAAAGGAAGGAAACAGUCGAACAGAUAGACAACUUACAACAACAACAAGAAAGACAUUCAUACGCAAUAUGACAAGAGGCCAGAUUACCAAUGAUUGUGAAGUCAUACGGUAGUCAACGCUCAGAUAAGCUCAAAUAAAACUCAUUUAGAAUCUCGUAUAGUGCAAGUUUCAGCUAUGUGACUUUGGUGGAUUUUCCUAUGAAUAUUUUUUAGAAUUCCAAGCAUAAUGAAUGACUUAAUCACUAGACACGAAUGUUGCUGUGGUGGAUAGAAAAAUAAUAAAAAUAAAAAAAUAAGUAAAUAAAUAAAAAGUAAGCGAACUGCCUUCUCUACGUAACAUACUUUUGCGCACUCCACGUACUACAUAUACAUAUAUAUAUAUAUUAUAUACAAAUUUGCCAAGUACUCACAAAAUGCUAAAUAAAAAUGCUACUCAAAUGCGAUAUAAAUAGCAUUGAAUUGUAAACACAUUAUAACUUCCUAACAAAACAAUUACUUCCUGAUAUUAUACUUUUUCUUUUGCGAGCUGUUACGAUAAACUCAAGUCUCUCUACUCCAUAAAUAUUUUUUAAAGCAUCGUAAUAUAAAAUAAUUAUAAAAUUUUUCUGAUCUCUUUUUUUUUUUUUUUCUUUUUGAAUUUUUUUAAGAACAAUUCUACUGAACCAAUAUUUAUAUAAAAUUAGUCUCUCAAUACAAAUGUAAAUACCAUACGUAUAAAAGAAAAAGAAAAGAAAAAACUGAUCACAUACACACAUGCAAUGUUGAUAUCUCCUCCAAGGAGAAAUCUCCUCCACUGAAAUCUAUUCAUAUUCUCUGAGAACGCUGUAUGUUAGCACAAAGAAGAAGAUUAACCUCCACAUACAUAUAUAUAUGUAUAUAUAUAUAUAUAAAUUCUAAAAGACAUUUAUAAAAUAUUUUAAAAAAUUUAGAAAAGUUUUAAAAAAUAGCAAAUAGACAGGAAAUCCGCAUAAAAACAUAUUCAUAUUUAAAUAAGAACAAGAAAUAAACGAUAACAAAAGUAUAGACCAAUGGAACAAUUUAUUAAGAGAAAAUCACAUAUAUAUAUAUAUAUAUAUAUAUAUAUAUAUAUAUAAAAUUAAUUGAAAUUAAAAAAAAAAAAAGAAAAACUCUAUGUAACGUAAAUCAUAUGCUGAACUAUAUAUUGCACAACUAAAAAAUUUCAUCUAUAACAACUAAACUAAACUGAAAAAAAAAAGAAAAAAUUAUGGAAACAAAGGGAUGUUAGACCAAAAUGCAAAGUACAGAAAAUCCUUUAAAAAAAAAAAAAAAAAAAAAA